This is a messenger RNA of Melanotaenia boesemani (Boeseman's rainbowfish), 688 nucleotides long. RefSeq names its product leukocyte cell derived chemotaxin 2, tandem duplicate 1 (gene lect2.1). The record is from RefSeq and is a predicted model, not a curated record. The coding region runs from base 16 to 573 and encodes 185 amino acids. NCBI's taxonomy places the organism in Eukaryota, Metazoa, Chordata, Actinopteri, Atheriniformes, Melanotaeniidae. The transcript is spliced from 4 exons.
CUGGUCCAGGUCUGGAUGUUGAGCAACAGUAAAAACUCUGGCGUGUUGCAACUUCAGCCUAUAAAAGCCGGGCCGGAGAGGAGUCCUCCAUGUGGACCAGAACUCAGAGAUCUGAAGAUGAGACCAAUCCUCGUUUUACUGGCCGUGCUGUGUGUGUGUGACGCUGUUCAGUUCGGGCAGCUCUGCAGGGGAAACCCGUCCAACAGAAGAAGGACGUCGGACCGGCAUGGAGAGGGACACUACGGAGCCCGAAGGGGGACCAGAGUCCACCAAGGCCUGGACAUUGUGUGUGAGGACGGAUCUGACGUGUACGCUCCGUUCGACGUGACGCUCCACGGAAAACUCGUCGUCUACAACGACCCCCGAAAGGCGGCCAUAGACGAGGGCGUCAACCUGCAGGGACAGGGUCUGUGCUUCAAGCUGUUCUAUGUGAGGCCGGACAGAACCUCUGGGACGGUCCGGAAGGGCCAGAAGAUCGGAACCAUGCUGCCCAUGCAGAGAGUUUACCCGGGAAUCACCUCCCACAUCCACGUGCAGAUGUGUGACAAGAGCGACCCCACGGGGUACUUCUGAAGAACCAGAUCCACCGUCCGGAACCAGACCCACCCACAUCCACCCUCCAGUACCACAUCCACCCUCCAGAACCAGACCCACCCUCCAGAACCAGAUCCACCGUCCAGAACCAGAC